UUGGAAUCUCUCCUCCCUAGCGCCAGGUUAAAAACCUCAGCACCACGUGCUGUUGCACUGUUUGCAAACCCGCCUGCGACUGACGCCCCAGAGCUCGGGAGACCACACGCGCUGGGAGCUAGCAUGUCAGCCGUGGUCCUGGAGAACGGAGGCUCGGUCAGGAAACUCAGCGACUUUGGGCAGGAAACAAGCUAUAUUGAAGACAACUCCAAUCAAAAUGGUGCCAUAUCACUGAUCUUCUCACUCAAAGAAGAAGUUGGUGCACUGGCCAAAGUCUUACGUUUAUUUGAGGAGAAUGAUAUAAACCUGACCCACAUUGAAUCAAGACCUUCACGUUUAAAGAAAGAUGAGUAUGAAUUUUUCACGUAUCUGGAUAAACGCAGCAUGCCCGCUCUGGCAAACAUCAUCAGAAUCUUGAGGCAUGACAUUGGUGCCACUGUGCAUGAGCUUUCCCGGGAUAAGAAGAAAGACACAGUGCCCUGGUUCCCAAGAACCAUUCAAGAGCUCGACAAAUUUGCCAAUCAGAUUCUCAGCUAUGGAGCGGAACUGGAUGCAGACCACCCCGGCUUUAAAGAUCCUGUGUACCGAGCAAGACGGAAGCAAUUUGCUGACAUUGCCUACAACUAUCGACAUGGGCAACCCAUCCCUCGAGUGGAAUACACGGAGGAAGAAAAGAAAACAUGGGGGAUAGUGUUCAGGACCCUGAAGUCCUUGUACAAAACCCAUGCUUGCUACGAGCACAACCACAUUUUCCCACUCCUGGAAAAGUACUGUGGCUUCCGCGAAGAUAACAUUCCCCAGCUCGAAGAGGUUUCUCAAUUUCUGCAGACUUGUACUGGUUUCCGCCUCCGACCUGUGGCUGGCCUGCUUUCCUCUCGGGAUUUCUUGGGUGGCCUGGCCUUUCGAGUCUUCCACUGCACUCAGUACAUCAGACAUGGGUCCAAGCCCAUGUACACACCUGAACCUGACAUCUGCCAUGAGCUGUUGGGACAUGUACCCUUGUUUUCCGAUCGCAGCUUUGCCCAGUUUUCGCAGGAAAUCGGCCUCGCCUCUCUGGGUGCCCCUGACGAGUACAUUGAGAAACUCGCAACAAUUUACUGGUUUACUGUGGAGUUUGGGCUCUGCAAGCAAGGAGACUCCAUAAAGGCAUAUGGUGCUGGGCUCCUGUCAUCCUUCGGUGAAUUACAGUAUUGCUUGUCAGGCAAGCCGAAUCUCCUUCCUCUGGAACUGGAGAAGACCGCUCUCCAGCAGUACACAAUCACCGAGUUCCAGCCCCUGUAUUACGUGGCUGAGAGUUUUAACGAUGCCAAGGAGAAAGUGAGCUUACUGGCUGAGCUGUGCCGACCCCUGCAGACAAGCCUGACACCCGGUCCUUGCUCUCUGCGGCCACCCGUCCACACCUGAAGUCUCCUGUGUACAGGGCGGCCACAGAGGUCCCCCCACCGAGCAGCGCUAGAAGUCUUCUAACCUGGGGAAGUCCCUGUCACUUUAUUCUCCCAGAUACUUGCAUAACGCGCUCCCUCCCCUCCUUCCAAUCUUCACCGGCAUUUAACCUUCUCUGUGUGUCUUUCUCUAACCAGCUUAUUUACAGUCACGACCCAGCCCUUUCCCGCCAGCACUCCUUAUCCCCUUCUGUGAUUUAUUUUUCUCCUUAGCGCUUACUGAUGUCUAAACUCUUGUAUGAUUUAAGGUCCACCAGGAUAGGGAUGUUUGUCCUCUCUGUUUCCUGCUCUUUCCCUGACCCUAGCACAGUGCCUGACACAUAGUAGGCCCUCAGUAAAGAAUUAGCGAAUGUGCCAGUCUCAGAGGCAGUUCAGCAAGAGGCUGAUGGAGUGGUACCAGGACUCUAAGACUCUCAGGCCUCCGCGUUGAUGGCCCUGUCAUCAACCUGCUUGAGCCACUCUGCUCCCAGCAGGAGGUAGGCCAGGCAGAGGGUCUACCAGCACAGGGCAACCAUGAUACCAUUUUUUACCACUUUUUUUAUACCUUAUCAGUGAUGGAUAAUAAACUUAAGGCAUAUAGGCCUCUGGGAUCCUAUGAAGCUGGGCACGUCAGCUUUCAAUGCACUGGGCUUAGGCAAGCAAAGGCAAAAUGCUCGCCCACAAAUGUGCUUUGUUUGGCCCCAAAUGACUCCCUCUACCCACUUUCUCCAGGGCCCUCAAGUCCUUCCUGCCAUUCUUUUCCAGUUUUCUCCUAAACUUCUACCCUUACUGGGAGGCUAGUCUUCCUCUAUCCCUAAAGGCUCCACUCUGCCAUUCCUGGGACCCCUUUAGGGUUAUGGAUUUUAGUGGAUUCAUGAAUGAUUCCAUCUAGGUAAUUAUAGUAACAGGUAAGAUGCCUGGCACCUAUUUUGUACCAAACGCUGUUCUAAGUGCUUUUCAGGUAUUAAUUCCUUUAAUCAUCAAAUAAGACUACAAAGUUUGCAGAUGGGGGUGCAGAAACAUAGAAAAGGUAAGCAACUCACCCAAGGUCAUACAGCUAGUAAGUGGCUGGCCCAGGGUUUGGACCCAGGCAGUGGGGCUUAGAGCCAGUACUCUUAACCGCUGUGUCACACCGGGAUCCCACGUGUACAGGCCCUUCUGGAGACGACUCCCUAACCCAGGAAGUGAUCAGCCCCAGGCCAGCAGGGAAGGCCUUGCCAGCACAUGGGCCUCUCAGGUCUUUGAAAUCCCACCUGCUAGUGUCCAGGACCCAGAGGAGACACCCACAAAAGCUCCCAUCUGCUGAGAGGCGGCUCGAAGAGCCAACGAGAGUUCUGAAGAACAAGGUUCAAAAAAGGAAGGGAUCUGAGCAUCUCCGGGAUACCCUCAGAUCAUCCCAGCUAAAAGAAACCAAUGCCAACCAUUUUCAGUUUCAAGAUUUAGUUCUAGCAGAGAUGAGGCUGAGUUUGGUCACACACACACUCCUUGGUCAGACGAGGACUGGGCCCGAGACUGACAGCCCAGUUGAUGUAGCUCCAGUGGAGGAGAGGUAGAUUCUCCAAAGCAAAAACGAGGUGCGCUAUGGCAAUAAGAGGGGAGAGGUGAGGAGCAGGAAAGUCACAGGUAUGUACUACCUGGUUCACGCCACCGUCUGGGCUGAGAAAGCUCUUUUCAAAGAAGAGAGGGAGAGGGGUACUUACCCAUUUAUUCUUCAAGCAUCCCCAGUCACUAAUAAAAGAUAAUAGCUAACACAUAGCGCUCUGGUUCCAAUUUUAUGGAAGAAUAAAGAAAGCGAGGUGCAGAGGAGCCCCUUGCCUGUGCCACAAGGGCUGCGAUUGGCAAAGGCAGGAUUGGAGCCCAGCAGUCUGGCUCUGGAACUUGGGUUUCCGGCCACUAUGCCGCACCGCUCUUGCCAAACUUGGAGGACCCUACUAGUCUCCCUUAUAACUGUCUUCUCAGUACGGCAGCUUCUAUUCUCACCAGAAGCCAAUUAGAAAUAUCAUUUGUGAUGUCUUUUUGCAUUUUAUAAGCCAUCUGGGAAUAUCUUCUUAAUGAUGUUGCUUCCUAUGUUUCAUAAAGCCCUCAUGGUGCAUUCCCCCCAGACCCAGGAAUGAUGCAUCGGGGAGGCAUGGACGUGAAGGGCCCAGGCCAGAGUCAGACUACCUGUGUCCUUUCCCAGCUGCUAAUGUAUUGCCUGCAUGACCUUGGUAGUCACUUAGCUUCCCCAAGCCUCAGUUUCCUCAUCUCUAAAAUGGGAAUAGUAAUGGUACCUUCCUCCUAAGGUUUUUAUGAAGACUAAGUUAGUGAUAUUGGUUGUGAAGAGUAUAGCACAGUUAGGACUUGCUAUAGUUCUUGGGACAUAGGAGGCUCUUGAUCCAUUUUUUUUCUAUAACAUUUUUUGGCUGGAUUUUACUUACUCUUCUUAUUUUAUUUCAUGAUAAGAAUUUUGACCUUAUUAUAUUGUGUGCUUUUAUGGUAGGCUACUUCUGACUUUUUGGAGGUAGGUGUGAAAGUGUGUUCAUAUAUACACAUAAGACACACCUACUGCACACAAAGGCUUCCCAAGAGGACCUCACUAAAGUUCCAUUUCACUUCUCAGCCUGGUUCUAAAGUCCCUGUUCUAGUGAGGUUUCAGUGCUACCAAGAGCCAAAUGAAAUGCAAUGGAAAAAUCUUUUAAAAUUAUUUUUCCCCAAACGGUACCCUUCACUUAGAUCUAUGGGUUUGG
Molecule: messenger RNA, 4147 nt
Organism: Balaenoptera musculus (blue whale)
Lineage: Eukaryota; Metazoa; Chordata; Mammalia; Artiodactyla; Balaenopteridae
Gene: PAH
Product: phenylalanine hydroxylase
Exons: 12
Coding region: 124-1404 (426 amino acids)
Biological process (GO): L-phenylalanine catabolic process; L-tyrosine biosynthetic process
Molecular function (GO): iron ion binding; phenylalanine 4-monooxygenase activity
Source: RefSeq, a predicted model, not a curated record